This is a messenger RNA of Hevea brasiliensis (rubber tree), 684 nucleotides long. RefSeq names its product DNA polymerase II subunit B3-1. The transcript has a single exon. The record is from RefSeq and is a predicted model, not a curated record. Bases 164 to 589 code for a protein of 141 amino acids. Gene Ontology annotation, molecular function: protein heterodimerization activity. NCBI's taxonomy places the organism in Eukaryota, Viridiplantae, Streptophyta, Magnoliopsida, Malpighiales, Euphorbiaceae. Gene Ontology annotation, cellular component: nucleus. Gene Ontology annotation, biological process: regulation of DNA-templated transcription.
CCAAACAAAUUUACCUUUUGCUUUCUAAGCGCGAAAGGAGCGUACCGUGGCGGGCAAUUUCCCAAUCCGUCAGUUUCCCGCCAAUCUACAAUCCCUAAAAUGUCGAAUUUCUCACAAAACAAAAAUUUUCAAAUUGCUAAUUACUUCCCAUUCCAAUCAUCAAAUGGCCGAGGAAGAGAACACAGAAGGGGCGAUCCGGCCCCAAUUUCCAACUGGAAGGGUCAAGAGAAUCGUGAAACUGGACAAAGACAUCAACAAAAUCAACUCAGACGCUUUAUUACUGGUUUCCCGAUCCACCGAGCUAUUUCUAAAAUUCCUCGCAGAGAAGUCGGCAGAAGUUGCAAUCGAAAAGAAGCGAAAGAUCGUGAAACUUGAUCACAUCCGAGUUGCCGUUAAGAGGCAUCAGCCAACCGGUGAUUUUCUUCUUGACUCGCUUCCCGUGCCAACUCAGUUAUCCGGUAAACCACCAGCUGAGAAGACUCGUCCUGCUCCUGUGACCGAUAAACCUCUCCCUCCUGGCACUCGCCGGAUUGACUAUUUCUUCGCUAAGUCGGCAAAUGAAGCUCCGGUUCAGAUAAAUGAAAGCUAGAUGCUUUUAUUUCUAUCUUCACAUUAUUUUGCUUAGUUGAAAGUUGAAACAGAAUAUAUUUUUAGCUUUAUAAUAUAAAGAAUCUUUUUUUUUUA